Calliphora vicina (urban bluebottle blowfly) is the source of this 606-nucleotide messenger RNA. RefSeq lists its product as uncharacterized. Lineage: Eukaryota; Metazoa; Arthropoda; Insecta; Diptera; Calliphoridae. The record is from RefSeq and is a predicted model, not a curated record. The transcript has a single exon. The annotation marks the transcript as partial.
UCAGGUUCUAGUUCAGGUUCUAGUUCAGGUUCUAGUUCAGGUUCUAGUUCAGGUUCUAGUUCAGGUUCUAGUUCAGGUUCUAGUUCAGGUUCUAGUUCAGGUUCUAGUUCAGGUUCUAGUUCAGGCUCUAGUUCAGGUUCUAGUUCAGGUUCUAGUUCAGGUUCUAGUUCAGGUUCUAGUUCAGGUUCUAGUUCAGGUUCUAGUUCAGGUUCUAGUUCAGGUUCUAGUUCAGGUUCUAGUUCAGGUUCUAGUUCAGGUUCUAGUUCAGGUUCUAGUUCAGGUUCUAGUUCAGGUUCUAGUUCAGGUUCUAGUUCAGGUUCUAGUUCAGGUUCUAGUUCAGGUUCUAGUUCAGGUUCUAGUUCAGGUUCUAGUUCAGGUUCUAGUUCAGGUUCUAGUUCAGGUUCUAGUUCAGGUUCUAGUUCAGGUUCUAGUUCAGGUUCUAGUUCAGGUUCUAGUUCAGGUUCUAGUUCAGGUUCUAGUUCAGGUUCUAGUUCAGGUUCUAGUUCAGGUUCUAGUUCAGGUUCUAGUUCAGGUUCUAGUUCAGGUUCUAGUUCAGGUUCUAGUUCAGGUUCUAGUUCAGGUUCUAGUUCAGGUUCUAGUUCAGGU